Bursaphelenchus okinawaensis is the source of this 1746-nucleotide messenger RNA. Lineage: Eukaryota; Metazoa; Nematoda; Chromadorea; Rhabditida; Aphelenchoididae. The record is from the annotation of a GenBank genome assembly.
AUGAUCUCACAAACCGUUCGAUACCUAUAUGCAAUCAGACACGCUGAAAGAGAGGACAAUAUCAACAGAAAUUGGAGGCCAGCACCCGGUGAUAAGGCUGAUAAUCCACCACUUUCAGCUACUGGAAGACGACAGGCAGAGGAUUUAAGGGCGUAGUAAGUGGUUACCUGUAACACAUUUAUAAUUGUUUUAAAGCCUUGUAAAGCUCUCCUUAAACGUAAUCGCAAAGUUUUGGAAUUAUAUAACCCUUGAAUUAUAUACUUUCCAUUUUUACCUUGGACGAAAACCUUAAAUUCUUGUCCACGAAAAAAUCUCUCAUAAUUUUGUGAGAUCUCUAGUUUUUCUUUAAUGCUGACGGCAAUCAGACAAAAAAAGGGAUCACAUAAAACUAUGAGAUUUUUUUCGUGGACAAGAAUUUAAGGUUUCGUCUGAAGUAAAAACGAAAAGUAUAUAAUUCAAGGGUUAUAUUAUUAUUUGUAUCACAUUACUGUAAUAUACAUGUUACAGCUUCAAAGACAAGGAAGUCUCGGCCAUCUUCGUAUCUCCAUUUGACAGAGCUGUAGAAACAGCCGAAACACUGAUUGGAGACAAGAAUAUCAAGAUUUUCGUGGAACCAGGGCUUUGUGAAGUAAGUUCAUCAAAUUUUUUGAUAAUAAAUUAACACAAUCAUAUACUAUAUAGUUAGAUAUGCUUAUAAAUAUAAUACUUCUACGAGCAAUGUGGAAACCAAUUGUCGUAUUUUACAAAAACUGUUUCUCAUUAUUAAUCAUCUUUUUAGAGCCUCGUCCUAUGUGAGUCUCCGCCAGGCUUUCGAACAGUCGAAGAGUUGGCUAAACGCUUCCCGAAAAUCGACCAAGCUUAUCGACCAGUCCUAUCUCCACCUCUGCCACAAGAACCGAUGAGAUUCGACAGAUGUGAUGAGCGUGUAGAACAAACCAUAACACAACUACGGGAGAAAUACGGUGGUAACUUGGUUAUGGUAGGACACGAUUCUUCAGUAGCUUCGAUCAUCUGGAGUCUGGCGCACCAAGACGUGUAUCCAGGACAGGCAACGAUUACUGUAUUCAAAGAUAACGGUGGGGACGUUCAGAUAACGGACAAAUGUUCUGUAGGUCAUUUACGGGCAGAAAAUCGGACAAGAUUUACUGGGUAAAUUAAGUAAUAUGUUAUAUUGUUUAUAUUUUAGUUGAUUGUUUAUUAUAUUAACUGGAUACUUUUUGUUGUUGAGCUUAAUUUUUAUGGGUUUAGUAUUGCGGUAUCACAAUAUAUAUAUACUGGUCAUUAAAUUUUCAAUAAAUAAAAUUUCAGCUAUAAUAUUGUAUUUGAUAUGAACAUAUACAUCAUUAAAAUGUCAGAAAAAUAAUUUUAAAAAAAUUUUUAAAUUUAAUAAAUUUGUUAUCAAUACCUAAAACAAGAUCAUUUUUGAGGCUAUGGUGCUCCACCCAGCAAUCAAAAUAAAUUAAAAUAUCGAAUUUUGUUUAUCGCUUUAUUUGAAUUUAAAAUAAUAGACACUCUGGAAGUAGAAAUAUAACCGAAUUGUAAAAUAUUUGCCAUAAAAUCACAGUUAUUUUUUGAAGCGUGUGAAAAGUGGGGUAAAUUUGAAACAAGCCAAUGUUAAUUUAGGUACAUGCUAACAGGGAGAAGACAAAACAAAAUGGAGAAGCGGGGCGUUCGAAGAUAAGACAUCUAAUUCUGGGGAGGGGACACAAGACAGGGCCACACAAACAUGCCAAUCUCGAAGGUUAG